AUGCUCCAGGGUGGCCGGCAAGAGCAUUGCAACGCUCUAGGGUGGCCAGCAAGAACAUUGCAACGCUCCUGGGUGUCCGGCAAGAGCAUUACGACGCUCCUGGGUGGUCGGCAAGAGCAUUGCAACGCUCUAGGGUGGUCGGCAAGAGCAUUGCAGCGCUCCAAGGUGUCCGGCAAGAGCAUUGCAACGCUCCAGGGUGUCACGCAGGAGCACUGGAACGCUCCGGGGAGCAUUGCUACGCUCCGGGCAAGAGCAUCGCAACGCUCCAAGGUGUCCGGCAAAAGCAUUGCAACGCUCCGAGGUGUCCGGCAAGUGCACUACAACGCUCCGGGGGUGUCGGCAAGAGCAGUGCAACGCUCGGAGGUGUCCGGCAAGCACGUUGCAACGAUCCGGGGUGUCGGCAAGAGCAUUGCAACGCUCCAAGGUGGUCAACAAGAGCUUUCCAUCGCCCCGGGGUGUCCGGCAAGCAAUUUGCAACGAUCCAGGGUGUCUGGCAAGAACAUUGCAACGCUCCAAG
This is a messenger RNA of Closterium sp. NIES-65, 517 nucleotides long. The record is from the annotation of a GenBank genome assembly. Lineage: Eukaryota; Viridiplantae; Streptophyta; Zygnematophyceae; Desmidiales; Closteriaceae.